AUGGAAGUCAGCAAUAGAGGCUCAGAAGCCACAUUACCAGAAGUGGAUAUAAAACUGCCAACGCCCACCAAGAAUGCCGAUUCUUUGAGUACCAUAUCUGGGCUUAGUGAAGUGCCGAGCGAUAUAAUUAUUAAAUCUCGCAUUAAAUAUGGCUCAAGGUGGUCUGCCUGCAAGGGCUUGAUUAUGGAAUACUCCAAGAAUACAACCAUUCAUGGAUUACGUUACUUGGUGGAAUUGCAUAGGCCAUUUUAUGAAAAAUUAUACUGGUUCGUUGUGCUUGUAAUUUCGGUAUAUUUUGCGAUUUCGCUCAUUUGGGCCACUUACCUCAAAUGGCAGGACACACCCGUAAUAUUGGGUUUCGAUGAAACGCUUGUACCCGUGCAUAAGAUACCGUUUCCUACAAUUACGAUAUGCCCGGAAAUAAAAAUGGAACGUAAUGUCUUCGAUUUCACCAACGUUUCGAGUCGCAUAUUGGAGGAGAUACAAAAAUUUGGUUCAUUCCAAAAUUAUGAAGAUCUAAGCGAAACGGAUUUGGAGCGCUUUAUGUCCACCUUGCACAUUUGUGAAUCCGAAGUUGUGCAACGUUUCGCAAAAUAUUUACCGAAGAACCUUAAACCUAACAUUACGCAAACACUGGUCGAUAUUUCCAUUUCGAAGAACGAAACUGGUCCGUUUUGUAAGUGGAAUGGUCGAUUUUAUUUUUGUGACAAAAUUUUUAAUUUUGUGGCAACCGACGAGGGUAUUUGCUAUCAGUUUAAUGGUCUACAGGCUAAGGAUAUAUAUCGCGAUGUCAGCUUUGUAAAUUAUUAUGACGAGGACGUUGUCGAUUUCAAUAAUUUCUUCGAGCCGCUACCACGUUUCAACGAGUUAACCGGCAAUUGGUCGUUGGACGAUGGCUAUGUGGGUCAAGGCUACAAUUCUUAUCCUCAACGUACAGCAUUUUCAUCGGCACGCAAUGGAUUUUUUGCUUUUCUACAAGGUUUCCAGCAUAAUUUCGAAUAUGCUUGUCGAAGCUUUAAGCAAGGGUAUAAGGUUUUUCUCACGUCCCCCGAGAGCGUGCCGGUGACAACGAGUAAUUACAUUUUGCUGCCGCACGGCGACGAAGUGAUGGUUAGCGUACUGCCGCAUUAUGUUAUAUCGACGGAUAAUCUGCAUGACUUCAGCCCAGAGAAACGACAGUGCUACUUCAAUGACGAGCGUUAUUUGCGUUAUUUCCGCUCCUAUUCACAAUCCAAUUGUCAGGUGGAGUGCUUAACCAAUUUUACCAUAAAUAAAUGUGGUUGCGCAAAAUUUUGGAUGCCAAAGCCACAAGAUGUGCCCGUCUGCAGUGUGGAGGACAUAAACUGCUAUGACACAGCUCAGUCUGAAUUGAGCAUCCUUAUACAGAAUCAAACUAUGCAGGCCACCAUGGAUCCGAAUAUGAAAAUCAUUUGUGACUGUAUGCCAGCCUGCACCUCACUGGAUUACAAUGUGGAGAUUUCAAGUGCACGCUAUGAGCUGAACAAAACAUUGCAGGCCUUCCGCGAGGUCUACGAGCAUGAGGAUUUCAUGGGCUCGCGCUUGUCGGUCUACUUCAAGGAGCAUCAAUUCACGGCCAUCAAGCGCACUGUGCUCUUCAGCAUCGCCACCUUGAUAGCCAACUGGGGUGGUAUUCUCGGCUUAUUUAUGGGCAUAUCCAGUUUGAGUCUGAUCGAAUUGGUAUACUUCUUCUCAGUGCGUUUGUAUGAUAAUUUGCGCAAACGUCGUCAAACUAAGAAGCGUUUGAUGAAAUUGGAAGCAGAGCAUGAGAGUUAAAUUAAGAAGGCAUACAAGACAUAUGCGUGGAGUAUGUAAUGAAAAUACAAUGAGUUAUACAUACAUACAUACAUACCCCGUUUCAAGUAGCUGAUUUUUUACUAAUUUAUGUGUAUGUGCUUUACGGUUUUUAAAUUAAUAAAGCAAAAUCUAGUUGUU
This is a messenger RNA of Bactrocera neohumeralis, 1953 nucleotides long. It is a transcript of the gene ppk, whose product is annotated as pickpocket protein 28. The record is from RefSeq and is a predicted model, not a curated record. NCBI's taxonomy places the organism in Eukaryota, Metazoa, Arthropoda, Insecta, Diptera, Tephritidae. Gene Ontology annotation, molecular function: ligand-gated sodium channel activity. The transcript is spliced from 8 exons. Gene Ontology annotation, cellular component: membrane. Gene Ontology annotation, biological process: sodium ion transmembrane transport. The coding region runs from base 1 to 1794 and encodes 597 amino acids.